Molecule: messenger RNA, 642 nt
Organism: Prorocentrum cordatum
Lineage: Eukaryota; Dinophyceae; Prorocentrales; Prorocentraceae
Source: the annotation of a GenBank genome assembly
AUGCAGAAGCGAGUCAACACCGUCCUCUUCCAGGAGCAGGAGCGCGACCUCCAGCGCAGGUGGGCCCAGUUUGUCGAGGGCGCACGCUUUGAGACGGUCAUGGCCGUGCUCAUUCUUUUAAACGGCUUGCAGAUGGCCUUCGAGGUGCAGCAUUCAGGGCUCAUUCGCGGUCAUGACCUCGGAUACGGCGACUACGCUGACAGUCCAAGUCCUUGGCCUGGGGCAGAGCGCGUAUUGAAUGUGCUUGGCACUUUUUUCGGCAUCGUCUUCACAUGCGAGGUGUCCCUCAAGAUCGUCGUCUUGCGCAAGAAGUUCUUCAGGUCCUGCUGGAACUUGUUCGACCUCUUCGUGGUCCUCUGCUUCCUUGUCGAGGCUUCGGCCGCGGAAAACGGCAGCCUGGCAGAAACCACCGCCCUCCGGUUGGCCCGGCUGGCCCGUUUGUUGCGGUUGAUGCGGGUGCUUAGGCAGAUGCACGGUUUCGACACGCUCUUCCUCAUGACGACUGCCCUCCAAAGCAGCAUGUACGUCCUUGCGUGGUCUUGCGCGUUGCUAUUCAUCAUCCAGGCGCUGGUCGCUUUCUCCUUCAACCAGAUUUUGGCCGAAUUCUACUCAUUUCAAAGACCUCCACAAGCCGCUGGAUGA